Molecule: messenger RNA, 2071 nt
Organism: Octodon degus (degu)
Lineage: Eukaryota; Metazoa; Chordata; Mammalia; Rodentia; Octodontidae
Gene: Rnf139
Product: ring finger protein 139
Exons: 1
Coding region: 57-1817 (586 amino acids)
Biological process (GO): ERAD pathway
Cellular component (GO): endomembrane system; endoplasmic reticulum
Molecular function (GO): zinc ion binding; ubiquitin protein ligase activity
Source: RefSeq, a predicted model, not a curated record
UAUUUGCAUCCAGUAUUGUUCUGAUCUUGUCACAGCGAUCACUUUUCAAGUUUUACAUGUACAGCUCAGCCUUCCUAUUAGCUGCGACUUCAGUGUUGGUGAACUAUUACGCUGCUUUGCACAUUGAUUUCUAUGGUGCCUACAACACUUCGGCCUUUGGAAUUGAGCUGCUUCCUCAGAAAGGGCCCUCGCUAUGGAUGGCACUCAUUGUUCUACAGCUAACGUUUGGAAUUGGAUACAUCACACUGCUCCAGAUUCAUUCCAUCUAUUCACAGUUAAUUGUUUUGGAUCUUUUGGUUCCUAUAAUAGGCUUAAUCACAGAGCUACCAUUACACAUCAGGGAGACAUUAGUUUUUACCUCUUCCUUGAUUCUCAUAUUAAAUACAAUACUUGUCUUGGCAGUGAAACUUAGGUGGUUUUAUUAUUCCACACGCUAUGUUUAUCUUUUAGUGAGGCACAUGUAUCGAAUUUAUGGAUUACAGUUAUUGAUGGAGGACACAUGGAAGAGGAUUCGUUUUCCAGAUAUACUUCGAGUCUUCUGGCUAACAAGAAUUACAGCGCAAGCUACAGUGCUAAUGUAUAUUCUAAGGAUGGCAAAUGAAACUGAGUCCUUCCUUAUUUCUUGGGAUGAUUUCUGGGACAUCAUUUGCAAUCUUAUAAUUAGUGGAUGUGAUUCUACACUGACUGUACUGGGCAUGAGUGCUGUAAUUUCCUCAGUAGCCCAUUAUUUGGGGCUUGGAAUAUUGGCCUUUAUUGGGUCAACUGAAGAAGAUGACAGGCGGCUUGGCUUUGUAGCACCUGUUUUAUUUUUUAUUUUGGCUCUUCAGACUGGCUUAAGUGGGCUAAGGCCAGAAGAGAGACUUAUUCGCUUAAGUAGAAAUAUGUGCCUUUUGUUAACUGCCGUCCUGCAUUUCAUCCAUGGGAUGACAGACCCUGUGUUAAUGUCUCUCAGUGCCUCCCAUGUUUCAUCUUUUCGUAGACAUUUUCCUGUGCUUUUUGUCUCUGCUUGCCUGUUCAUUCUUCCUGUUUUACUUAGCUAUGUUCUUUGGCAUCACUAUGCACUAAAUACAUGGCUGUUUGCAGUUACUGCCUUCUGUGUGGAACUCUGCUUAAAAGUAAUUGUUUCCCUCACUGUUUAUACACUAUUCAUGAUUGAUGGCUACUAUAAUGUCCUCUGGGAAAAGCUUGAUGAUUAUGUCUACUAUGUCCGUUCAACCGGCAAUAUUAUUGAAUUCAUAUUUGGAGUGGUCAUGUUUGGAAAUGGAGCUUAUACUAUGAUGUUUGAGUCAGGAAGUAAAAUUCGGGCUUGUAUGAUGUUCCUACAUGCAUAUUUUAACAUCUAUCUACAAGCAAAAAAUGGCUGGAAGACAUUCAUGAAUCGUAGAACUGCUGUUAAGAAAAUCAAUUCACUCCCUGAAGUAAAAGGGAGCCGCCUGCAAGAAAUAGAUGAUGUAUGUGCAAUCUGCUAUCAUGAGUUUACAACAUCUGCUCGUAUUACACCAUGUAAUCAUUAUUUCCACGCACUUUGUCUUCGGAAAUGGCUAUACAUUCAAGAUACUUGUCCAAUGUGCCAUCAGAAAGUUUAUAUUGAAGAUGAUGUUAAGAACGAUUCCAAUGUAUCUAACAACAAUGGAUUUAUUGCACCUAAUGAAAAUGAAAAUGAAAAUCCAGAGGAAGUAAGAGAAGAUGCUGCUGAAUCUGACAGGGAACUGAAUGAAAAUGACAGUACAGAUUGUGAUGAUGAUGUGCAAAGAGAAAGAAAUGGAGGGAUUCAGCACACAGGUGCAGCAGCUGAAGAAUUUAAUGACACUAAUUAAAAUACAUUUACUAAUCACUGAGGGUAUUUGUUUAAAAUUGAGUUCAUCCAAAAUGGAGUAAUAUGCUUCACAUCGGUGUGUAACCAAGCACAAAAAACAGUAUCAAUGUUGAAUCUGUGAAUGGUUUUCCGUUUACUGUGAUGUGCUACUGUAAAUAUACCUCUUUAAUUACUUCUGGUCUCUUUGGUGACCUAUUUAAAUUUGUGUACAUUAUUGUACAUAGAAUAAAAUGUUUUCAUGUUUUUAUGACAAAA